UUUGCUCCUACUUUUCGUAGAAAUGAGGAAGGAUUGUUCUAUGCGUUGGAUCUUGGAGGAACAAACUUUCGUUGUUUGCGUGUCCAAUUGGGUGGAAAGGAAAGACGAGUUGUUAAAAGAGAAGCAGUGGAGAUCUCCAUUCCACCUCAUUUAAUGGUUGGAGGGUCUGAUGAACUAUUUGAUUUCAUUGCAGAAGAAUUAGCUAAGUUUGUGGCUACUGAGGGUGAAGAUUUUCACCUUUCUGAGGGAAGGCAGAGAGAGUUUGGAUUUACAUUCUCUUUUCCAGUGAGACAAACUUCCAUUGCUUCAGGAACCCUAAUUAAAUGGACGAAGGGCUUCAAUAUUGAUGAAAUGCUUGGGCAAGACGUUGUGGCUGAAUUGACUAAAGCGAUGGAAAGAAAAGGUCUUGAUAUGAGAGUAGCGGCAUUAGUUAAUGAUACAAUCGGAACUUUGGCUGGAGGCAGGUAUCAUGAUGAUGAUGUCAUUGCCGCUGUAAUAUUGGGAACUGGAAGCAAUGCGGCAUAUGUAGAGAGUGUACUAGCAAUUCCCAAAUGGCAAGGACUCCUACCAAAAUCCGGAGAGAUGGUUAUUAACAUGGAAUGGGGAAACUUCUUCUCAUCUCAUCUUCCUUUGACGGAGCAUGAUCAUGCGUUAGAUGCUGAAAGCUUAAAUCCUGGUGAACAGAUAUUUGAGAAGUUAUUCUCAGGAAUGUAUUUGGGUGAAAUUGUACGCAGAGCCCUAUUGCAAAUGGCUGAAGAGGCUGCCUUUUUUGGUGAUGCCGUCCCCCUUAAACUCAGAGUUCCUUAUGUAUUAAGGACACCUGUAGUAUCUGCCAUGCAUCAUGAUAUGUCCUCUAAUCUCAACAUCGUUGGUAAGAAACUGGAGGAAAUCCUAGGGAUCACCAGUUCUAUCGAUACAAGAAAACUUGUCGUUGAGGUGUGUGAUAUUAUUACAAAGCGUGGUGCUCGUCUUGCUGCUGCUGGCAUAUUUGCUAUAUUAAAGAAGUUAGAAAGGCACAAGGCAAGUGUGGACAAGCCAAGAACAGUGAUUGCUAUAGAUGGGGCUCUUUUUGAGCACUACACCAUAUUCAACAAAGUCUUGCAGAGUACUCUCGGAGAACUUCUCGGAGAAGAAGCCUCGGAUUCUAUUAUUGUCAAGCUUGCCCAUGAUGGGUCAGGCAUUGGUGCAGCUCUCUUGGCUGCCACUAACUCUCACCACAUUGGACUUUAGGGGUCCUAAGGUUUCUGAGACAAUCCGGGUGUAUAUUAUGAUCUUCUAAUUUCACCCUUUCAUUUUCUUUUCUUCCCUCGGAGAAAAAAAGCUUGUACAGCAAGGAAGUAUAUAAUUUUGCAUUUAGCCACUCUUUACAGCUCUUUUUGUUUAGCAAUCUUUGCUAUAGAUUGCCAUUGCCUCAUUUACACUGUUCCUCUCUUUCAGAGUUGUGUGAUAACUGUUGCAUCUCUAAUUAAAAAAGUGGGGGUGUACUAAGCUUUUAUAUA
This is a messenger RNA of Asparagus officinalis (garden asparagus), 1499 nucleotides long. Its product is annotated as hexokinase-2-like. Gene Ontology annotation, cellular component: mitochondrion; cytosol. NCBI's taxonomy places the organism in Eukaryota, Viridiplantae, Streptophyta, Magnoliopsida, Asparagales, Asparagaceae. Gene Ontology annotation, molecular function: ATP binding; mannokinase activity; D-glucose binding. The record is from RefSeq and is a predicted model, not a curated record. The transcript is spliced from 8 exons. The annotation marks the transcript as partial. Gene Ontology annotation, biological process: glucose 6-phosphate metabolic process; intracellular glucose homeostasis; glycolytic process.